AUGGUUGACAAGAAUAUUCACACGGAACAAUGGUACCACGGACUGCUGCCGCGCGAGGAUAUCAGGGUUCGUCCGCGCGAUUCUCAAUGAGCAUCUCCAAACAAGUUUAGCGUUUUUGCAGGCAAUGCUUAAAAAUAACGGUGAUUUCCUGUUGCGCAGUACGGAGCCGAAGGCGGGCGAGCCGCGACAGUACGUGCUCUCGGCGAUGCAGAAUCAGGAGGCCGACGACGCCGGGGUUAACAUUUUUCACACUUUUCUCGUGUUCUCCAGACGAUUUCCUUCCGUCAUUUUGAGCGCUCGUGGAGGGUUCCCGCGCAACUUUGAAAAAUUAUAACUAAUUUCAAGCAAAGCGCGCAGAGCCCCACGAGCGCUCAAAAUGACGGAAAUCGUUUGGAGAACACAGGAAAACAAUAAAACUACAAAGAUGUUCAGGUGAAACACUACGUGCUGCGCGUCAACGCGAACAACCAGAUAUUUUUGGAAGCGAAGGGCUUCGAGACGAUUUCGGCGCUCGUGCAGUACUACAUGCUCACGAAAGAGCCAAUCAAGAAGAUGACGGUGCUGAAGACGCCCGUCUUGAAGCAGGAUUGGGAAGUGGAGCACUCGCAGGUCGAGCUGACCAAGAAAUUGGGCGAGGGCGCGUUCGGAGAGGUCUGGAAGGGCAAGAUUACGCUCAAGAACGGCAAGGUCGAGGAUUGCGCCGUCAAAUCGGUACGUGCCAUGCUUUUCUGGGAAUUGGCCGUGAUCGCUGGGAACGCAUUCCGUUUCAUUCUCAGAGCAAUGCGCCUGCGGGAAUGCGUAGCGUACAAUUCCUCAAAAAUAGAAUUAUUAGGCGAAACUGGAGUCGCUGAACAAGGAGCAAAUCAAGGAAAUUAUGCGCGAGGCACGUCUCAUGAGACAUUUGGAAGUGAGUUUGUUCUCAAGUAACGUUUCGGAGAAAACACUUCUUGCAGCACCCAAACGUGGUCAAAUUCUAUGGAGUGGGAGCCGGACAGGAACCGCUUUACGUGAUCAUGGAACUGGUGAGAUAUUGUCGCGUUUUGUAUCUCCAAACAAAUUCUGUUGUUCUGGGCGCUCGACGGGUUCUCUGGUUUCUCUCUAGAGCUGACAAUGGGCGCGCAAGUGCGCCCUGCCCAAUAGAGCGAUACAUUGGCGCGAAAUUCGAAUUUUAACAGCAAAAGUUGUGUUUUUUGCCAGAUUAGCCAUGAAAAACCGAUAGUUUCUCAUUUGUCGCUCGAUAGACAGAUUGUAUAGGCUAUUACGAAUUUUUUAAGCGCAAGAGCGUUAAAUUUGGUCAAUUCGCAAAUCACAUUUAUCCGUUUGAAGGUUUUUGGCUAAAACUGAGUGAAUUUCAGUUGCUUUUCGGUAAUUUUCGCGGUUCGAGCGCUCAAAAUGCUUGUAUUUACGUGAUUUAUCAUUCUCGAAAGCAAUUCUGUCGGAAAACGGUCAAGAAAGCGCAAAAUGAGAAGUGCGCUUUGUAGGCGGCGAUCGGCGCCAAAGGCGAAAAAGCAAAAGUCCGCGAAAAAUGCGCCAAAACGUCAUUACUACUGAGAAUUAGUGUGUUUUCAUGCCGAACAAUCACUUUUCAUCGCCUUUGACCACAAAAAUCAGAGAAAACGUGCUCAAUUCAUGAAAACGCCAUUUGGCCGCCGAGGCCACGCCCAUAUUGUCAGCUCUGGAGACCGACAGAUCGGCCGAUCAAUUUCUCUUUCUUUUUUUGAGGCGGACUGCGGCGCACUGGACUCGUACCUGCAGAAGAACCAGAAUCUGACGCCGCCGAAAAAGAUGGAGAUGAUCUACCAGGCGGCGUGCGGCAUCUGCUACAUGCACGAAAAGAAGCUGCUGCAUCGGGACAUCGCCGCGCGGAACUGUCUUUACGGCGGCGGGCAGGUCAAGAUCGCCGACUUUGGGCUGUCGCGCGAGGGCACUUUCUACCAGAUGGACAUGUCCAAGAAGGUGCCCAUCCGAUGGCUCGCUCCGGAGACUCUUUGCAGUGGCGUCUACACUCCCAAGACUGACGUCUUUGCUUUUGGUGCGGUUUGGAAAUGACCUCGAAUUUUUCUGAUUCUUACAGGAAUCAUGGCCUGGGAGAUUACUGAAAACGGCAAAGAACCGUACCCGGACAUGCGGGUGGCCGAAGUCGUCGGACAAGUUCGGAUAAUGGCCAUUUGAGAAGAUUUUCAGAAAAUAAUAAAUUUUUAGGUCAAAAGCGGUUAUCGCAUGCGAUUCGAUCCGGUUCUCGUCGAUAUGCGCUUUGCCGACUAUGUGCUGGUGAGUAUGUUUGAAAACACUUUUUUUUUCCAACAUUCUCCAGACGAUUUCUGUUAAUUUGAGCGCUCAUAAUGACGGAAAUCGUGUGGAGAAAACGGGAAAACGUUGCAUUUUUUUUCUACAGAAGGCGUGUUGGGCAGAGUCGCCCGGAGACCGCGUCUACAUGCCCGAAAUUCUUCGUUUCAUGCAGACGACGUUCCAAUUCAAGCCCGUCAUUCUGGCGUGUCCGAUUAAAGAAGCGCAAGAGGCGAAGACGCUUUCGAAGAAGCAAAAGGACGGGAAGAGGGAGAAGAAGGCGAAGGGAAAGGGCGACAAACGCGGAGAGCCGGCCGCUUUCGACAAGGAGAAGAACCUCCAGCAGACGCAGCCAGUCAGUCUCUUUCUCUUGUCAUUCUCCAUUCUUUAUCUAUGCUAAUUUGAGCGAGUUUUUGUGGGGUGACAAAAAGGCAUUGCAAAGGUAAUUUUUCAGAUGUCGAUGAAGCCCGAGGAAUAG
Messenger RNA from Caenorhabditis sp. 36 PRJEB53466, 2764 nucleotides. The record is from the annotation of a GenBank genome assembly. Lineage: Eukaryota; Metazoa; Nematoda; Chromadorea; Rhabditida; Rhabditidae.